Messenger RNA from Canariomyces notabilis, 2416 nucleotides. RefSeq lists its product as uncharacterized. The record is from RefSeq and is a predicted model, not a curated record. The transcript is spliced from 4 exons. Lineage: Eukaryota; Fungi; Ascomycota; Sordariomycetes; Sordariales; Chaetomiaceae. The coding region runs from base 338 to 2263 and encodes 641 amino acids.
GUAUUGAGCGGCAUACAUGCAGCCUCGGGGUCCUUUGGGCAGAUCAAUCCCGUCUCCCCUUGGGCAACUUUUAGUAAACCCCCGCGGGACCUUGCAUGUACUAUACUGUACUUCGUACAUACCUGGUACUACACCACCUGAGCUGAGGUACCGUACCUCCGUCCGUGGCUCCGUGCUGACUUGUGCAUAACUCUGGGUGCACAGUGGCCGAGACUUCCAGCUGGCCAUCUGUUAUCCUGAGCUUUCUUGUGAGAUGCGUCAGUCUUUCGUGCCUCGUAUCCUCCGACAUCCGCCCUGAAAACAGAAAGACCGGUCAUGGUUUUCUAUUUCUUUCACUAUGUCUAAAACGUUUCAAGAUGGCAGUGAUCAAGAGAGCAACCAGAAGAAGAAGCGGCAAGGGUCCUCUACGAACCUUGCCGAUCGCCCUAAGAGGGGUGCGGCGGAGUCCACCACGCACCAUCGUCCCGGCUUGUUCAGGAGAGGCGAAACCUGUGAAGACCUGAGACAGUUGGUGAAUCGCGACCCUAGUGACGAGGGAUACCGCGAGUUCUUGAACGACUCAAAGCGCAUAGAGCAGUCCCAGUACUUCAAAAGGCGCAAAGCGAGGCUCGCAACAAGCAUCGCUAAAGCUGAGUCGAACAUCUUCCACGAGCUGGUCAUCCAAAGCAAGGACAAAGAAUGGGCCCGAAAGGACCUCGACGCGGUCCUCGCUCGGAUACUGCGGAAGCCCAAAGAUGAUCCCUCCUCGGCUACUACAAAUCCCAGCCUGAAGCGCAACACGAAGAAGGACUCUUUUGCUGGAGAAGAACUUCUCGAGGAGGACUUCAAUGACGGGACACCCAUCUUGAUGGCUCUUAGUGCGGGCAAACACCGAAAUCUGUCAUUCGUGGAGGCGCUUCUCGAGCUCAAACCGCCGCCUUCGAAUCUCGGUAAAAUCUUUUGGAAGGAGUCUGAAAAGAGCAUUUGGAGGUACUGUCUUCACGCAGCCAUCGACAAUGCUGACGUGCAUGAUGAUGGUGACUUCCACAUCCUUGAAAUGGUCAAGCACAUGCGACGGUACCAACCACCUUCCCCUAAGAAACCCGGGGACAAGCCACAGCGCUCUCCGUUCGAGGAGCGCGAGAAAAGUAAAGGCAACACUCCUUUGCAUCUUGCCGUCAGGAAAGCGCCUAUUGACACAACAAGCCUGAGGGGUUCCGGAUCCGACUUUCCGGAAACAAGCCCCAAUGUGCGUAGGAUGAGGCGAGCAAACUGGAAGAAAGUCAUCGAGGUCCUUGUGGAGGCAUGUCCUACUGCACUAGGGGUCAGAAAUGGCGUGGGUGAUCGUACACCCUACCAAGAGCGCAUAUUCCGGCUGGCGCUCGAGUUCCACAAGUGGCAGACUCAUCAACCCAAGAAGACAUCAAGCAUUCCUCCUGCUGCAAAUAACAACAUCGCAGAGCCAAACCACGCUUUACUGGAAACACUCGAGGAUAACGCCGGGUAUAUGAGUGACGGCGAGAAAGAUGGCGAGCCCGACCAUGAAAAAGACGCGACCGAGAUCGAAUCCUCCAUUGCAAGGAUGUAUUAUGGAAACGACGACUUUCGGGAGUUUGUGAUUUCCGACCCCAUCGCGUCCUACAUCAGCCACUACUGUGUCGCAUCUCGGGACGUAGCCAGGGAAACGGCAAUGGACUACCUGUAUCGGAGAGGCGAAGAACGUGCUAUCGAGUUCAACCUCCUGGGCUUCCCGCGGCAGAAGAUUACCCAAGACUAUCUCGAGAGUCUCGAAACCCACGUCAGAUUCGAAAGGACACUGAAAUACGUUGCGUUGCCGAGAUUAGCUGUCGAGACAACCAGCAGCUCUUCGCAGGCCGGGUCCGCCCUCCUUCAAAAAGCACCCGGCGCCGACUUGACGACCAUCUUUACGUGGCUGAAGAAGAGGCACGUUAGAAAGAUUCAAAAAGUCACGGUGUUCGACAGCGAGCUACCAUCUCACACCGACGAAAACAUUAUUAAAGCUCUAGAGAAAUUCGAGGUUGAGGAAUGGGACUGGGAUAAGAUGGAUCUCUCUAGUGAGGUGGUUUUUAGAGCUUCGUCGGGUUCUGUCCGCGAAAUAUCACUCCAAGCCUCAGGCAACGAAGCCGUUCUACAAGGGUGGUGUGCACCGGGAGGGUUUGGGAAUAAAACGAAAUUUCCAAAGCUUCGAAACAUCUACCUUUAUCUACACGAGGUCUGUUUCUUGCCAGUGACACGAGAGCACGCAUGUACAGAGUUGCGAUAGUUAUCAACUAACAACUCCAAUGACUAGGGGCAAGAGGAUAAACAAACCCUUCAAAGCCGCGGCAGGAUGGUGAAAGAGAACCUCGAAUCCAGGGCGUCCUGGCACAAGGCAGAACUCUCAGAGAAAGCUAGAGCGAUUGCGAUGGAAGCCGUU